Molecule: messenger RNA, 7917 nt
Organism: Thamnophis elegans (Western terrestrial garter snake)
Lineage: Eukaryota; Metazoa; Chordata; Lepidosauria; Squamata; Natricidae
Product: myosin phosphatase Rho-interacting protein-like
Biological process (GO): actin filament organization
Cellular component (GO): actin cytoskeleton
Molecular function (GO): actin filament binding
Source: RefSeq, a predicted model, not a curated record
UGGGGGGAGCGCAAAGAAAGCAGCGAGAGGCGGAGGGCUGUUUCUCCCCCUCCCCACCAGCCUUUCCUCCGGGAGCGCGUAAAGCCCUUUCUCCCCCCUCCCCGGAUUUCUCGCCCACCCACCCAAUUGGGACCCUUUGCAAAGCCCUCGGCCGCUGCAGCGCCAGAGCCUGGCCGGGUUUUCUUGGGGGUGGGCGGGGGGAGAAAGAGGAGGGGUCCCGCCUGCUUAUUUCCCCCCUGCCCUGUAAUUUCCAAAGCAUCUCAUCCAGUGAGUGGGGGGGGGGGGCGCCAAAGAAGGAGGGGGCUGAGCAAUUAAGGCGUUUCCCUUGCGCUUGACGCCGCCGCCGCCCCCUCCCGGCGCCUUCCCUGCCCCUUCCCCGCGUGGAGGGGCGGCCUGCGGCUUGGAAGAAGAAGACGCCGAGCGGGGCCUGGCCGGGAUCCGGAGCUCUUCCGUCCGGGGCGGCGCUGCUGAGCUGGACCGGGUCGCGCCGCGGGCUUGUCGGGCUGGGCGUAGAGGAGCCGCAUCCCGCGGGGGAUCUUGGCGGCUGCCUUCCUCGGCUGCGCCGCCCUGCCCGCCUGGCUGGGGCUUGGGCCCUGGAUUGGCUUCCUCCGGCUGGGGCAGCCGCAGCAUGGACGCCCCGCGGCCCUUGGGCGGGCCGGAGCCGCAGCUGUCUGCCCACAGCAGCCGGGCAGCCCCGGCCGGCCGGCGCGGCGUGGGAGCCCGGCGCGUGGAUUAAGCGGCCUCGCGUGGGAGCCUCCGCUUCCUCCCGCUGGGCCCACCUGCCCCGGCAGCUGGAGGCUCGCCUUCCCCCGUCCCUCCCGGCUGGAGCCACGGAACCGGGACCAGCUCGCCUGCCGCGCCCCGUCCCCCCUUUGGCUGCUGGGACCCCGGCCCGGGGGAUGCGGCCCGCUGGGGGCGCCUGGAGGGCUGCGGAUCGCUGGCAGAGAGAGGCCCGCGGCGGAGGCCAGGCGUAGCGGGCGGACGGCUCGCCUUUCCCACGACCUUCUCGGACACCCGUGCGCGGGGCUGGAGAUCCGCGCCAGCGGGGCCUGGACUGCCCUCCUCCGGCUGAAGCGCUGACGGGGGGAGCAACCGCGCUUGGAAGGGCGAUUUUUCUGGGUUCUCUCCCGCCGCCUCCCCCUCCUCCCCACUCGGGAGACCCCCCCCCCCCAAUACACGCACACGCCAUGGCUGCGAAGGAGAACCCCUGCCGGAAAUUCCAGGCGAACAUUUUUAACAAAAGCAAGUGUCAGAAUUGCUUCAAGCCUCGCGAGUCGCACCUGCUGAACGACGAAGAUUUGAACCAGGCUAAGCCUAUUUAUGGCGGAUGGCUGUUACUAGCUCCAGAGGGCACGGAUUUCGACAACCCUGUGCAUCGCUCCCGGAAAUGGCAACGCCGCUUCUUCAUCCUUUACGAACACGGCCUUCUCCGCUACGCCUUGGACGAGAUGCCCACCACUUUGCCACAAGGAACCAUCAACAUGAACCAGUGUACAGAUGUUGUGGAUGGAGAGAACCGGAGUGGGCAGAAGUUUUCACUGUGUAUCCUGACACCGGAGAAGGAGCACUUCAUCCGAGCUGAGAACAAGGAAAUCAUCAGUGGGUGGUUGGAGAUGCUGGUGGUAUACCCAAGGACCAACAAGCAGAAUCAAAAGAAGAAAAGGAAAGUGGAGCCCCCAACGCCACAGGAGCCUGGUCCAGCGAAGAUGGCCGUGACCAGUAGCAGCAUCCCUGGCGCUGAGAAGAUCCCCACCACCAAGUCCACCCUUUGGCAAGAAGAACUGAGAAGCAAAGAGCAGUUGGAUGGGAAUGUGGGCAUCGGUUCUCUGGCGGGGCAGGCGCCCUCAGCGUGUUCUCUGAAGGACUCGGUCCUGGAGAGCAAAGAAGAAGAGGCUGCCAGGAACGGCGACCGUAACGACUGCGGGCGGAAGACGCGCGUAGAAAGCGGCUACUUUUCCUUGGAGAAGACCAAGCAGGAGGUCAAGGCAGAGGAGCACCAGCUGCCGGGCCUGCCAUCCCCCCCGAGCCCCUGCGCCCCCAACCACAGGAGGUCCCAAGUAAUUGAAAAAUUUGAAGCAUUGGACAUAGAGAAUCCGGAACACAUGGAAGUCAACGCUUCCUCUGGUCUCUCCAGAAACCGGCAGGGCAGGAGCGAAAAAAGGGUUUUCCCUAGGAAACGGGAUCUGCUUGCUGAAACAGCAAGUGGGACCAUCCUGGACGUGUCAACUUCUACUAUGUCCCACAGGAGAGCGAAAUCACUGGACAGAAGGUCUACAGAAUCUUCCAUGACUCCAGAUUUGCUGAACUUCAAAAAGGGAUGGCUGACAAAACAGGAUGAAGAUGGGCAGUGGAAGAAGCAUUGGUUUGUGCUGACGGACCAGAGCCUGAGAUACUACCAGGAUUCAGUGCAGAGGAGGUAGGUUGAGGCAGCCGAUUUGGAUGGGGAAAUUGUGUCAACGUGCUUCGAUGUCACGGAAUACUCCGUCCAGCGAAACUAUGGUUUCCAGAUCCAUACUAAAGAAGGCAAAUUCAUUCUUUCUGCUAUGACAUCUGGAAUCCGCCGGAACUGGAUCCAAACCAUUAUGAAACAUGUUCGUCCCACAGUCGCUCCAGAUGUGACCAGCUCUCUGCCUGAAGAGAAGAGCAAAAAUGGCAUCUCCUUUGAGACUUGUCCCAAGCCAAGCGAGAAGCAGGAGACGGAGCAGGCUGAGAUCGACCCCGAAUACAAGCGUAGUCGAGCCAGGGAACGCCGUAGAGAAGGUCGCUCCAAAACCUUUGACUGGGCGGAGUUCCGCCCCAUCCAGCAGGUCCUGGCUCAGGAGCGAGUCCCAAGGAGUGGCCCUUCAGAAACAGAUCCCGGGGAACUGGAGCGAGAACGUGCCCGCCGAAGAGAGGAAAGAAGGAAGCGCUUUGAACAUCUGGAUGCUACGGAUGGAGGGAGCUCAGAAGACUUCUCCAGGAUGGAGGUGGAUAGGCUUUCGGGCCUGCCUGCCGCUCCAGAGGCCAAGCCUCAAAGCGUCCAUGUGGAGAUCGAGCAGAGGUGGCAUCAGGUGGAGACCACUCCUCUGCGGGAGGAGAAGCAGAUCCCCAUUGCCCCGCUACAUCUUCCUCACCCAGAGGAGAAUGGCGAGAUACUCCAUAAGCAGCAUCUGACUGUGCUGCUGGAAAAGGAGCUGGAGCAGAGUCAAAAGGCAGCUUCAGAGCUCUUGGAGCAGAACCGUGUCCUACAAGACCAGCUCAAAGUAGCUUUGGGACGGGAACAGAGCGCUCGAGAAGGUUACGUCCUACAGGCAACGUGUGAACGGGGUUUUGCAGCCAUGGAAGAGACCCACCAGAAGAAGAUUGAGGACUUGCAGAGGCAGCAUCAGCGAGAGCUGGAGAAGCUGAGAGAGGAGAAGGACCGUUUGCUGGAUGAGGAAACGGCUGCCACGAUCUCCGGUAGGUGAAGCCAUGAAAACGCUCACCGGGAGGAACUUGAACGGGAGUUGGAAAAAACCCAUCGCUCCCAAAUUAGCAGCAUCAAUUCCGACAUUGAGGCUCUGCAGAGACAAUACUUGGAGGAGUUGCAGUCUGUCCAGCGGGAACUGGAAGUCCUUUCAGAACAAUAUUCGCAGAAGUGCUUGGAAAACGCUCACCUGGCCCAGGCUUUGGAGGCGGAGAGGCAGGCCCUCCGACAAUGCCAGCGGGAGAACCAGGAACUUAACGCGCACAAUCAGGAGCUGAACAACCGUUUGGCUGCAGAGAUCACCCGACUACGGACGUUGCUAACUGGGGAAGGCGGCAUGGAAACGGCUGCUUCUCCACUUACCCAAGGCAAGGAUGCCUAUGAGUUAGAGGUCCUGUUGAGAGUUAAGGAAUCAGAAAUCCAGUACUUGAAGCAAGAGAUCAGCUCCUUGAAGGAUGAAUUGCAAACAGCACUGAGGGAUAAAAAAUACGCCAGUGAUAAAUACAAGGACAUCUACACGGAGCUCAGCAUCGUCAAAGCCAAGGCAGACUGCGAUAUCAGCAGAUUGAAAGAGCAGCUGAAGGCAGCCACCGAAGCCCUGGGAGAAAAAUCUCCCGAGAGCAGCACCGUGUCCGGAUACGAUAUUAUGAAAUCGAAAAGCAAUCCUGAUUUCUUGAAGAAGGACAGGACCAGCAUUGGCCGGCAACUAAGAAAUAUCAGGUCAAAGAGUCUAAAGGAAGGUCUGACGGUGCAGGAGCGCCUGAAGCUCUUUGAAUCCAAGGAGUUGAAGAAAGACUAAUGUUCUCCUUCGUUUCCGGCUUGGCCAUGUGCACCGCCUAGCUUGAGGCAUCACGACACGAGCAUCCUUCUCCUUUUUCCCCCCUCACCAUUUUCAUCUUUUUUUAUGACUACGCUUCGCUUGGCCGGGAGCGGGAAUUUUUCUAGAGCUGCUCCGGAUGAAUGGACUGAGCAAUUCCAGACUUCUUUUUUUUUCUGUCCACCAUCGAAGGGAUGAAAUCAUUGUUUCUCAACCUUAGCAAGUUUAAGAUGCGUGGACUUCUGCUCCCAGAAUUCCUCAGCCAGCAACGGGGAAUUCUGGGAGGAGACGUCCAGGCAUCUUAAACUCGAUGAGGUUGAGAAAUACUGGAUUAAGCAUGUUCUGAAUGGAAAAGUCCUUACUUUGGGCAAGAAUGCAGGAGGAGGUUGAAGAUUUUUCUCCCUUAAAUAUAUAUAUAUUUAUCUCCUUCCUAGUGUAUAUCCACUGCAUUGAGUGUCAGUAUUAAGGCUCAACAGCCUAUAAUAAGCUAGCCCUGUUUUACUGAUGUGUUGGUAUCACAACAGGGCCCUGGGAAAGGGGGAUACACCUCCAGCUUAGUUCCACCAGUGUUGAAGAGUAACACAGCACUUAGGCGCAUAUUUUGAGCCACUCUGAAACAAAUUUGGUUUGGCCAAGCAAGCCCCCCCCCCCCAACGCCCCUGGAUGCUUGAGAAACACAAGGGGGGAAGAAAUCAGUCUGGACUGUCCUUGAUCUAUUGUGUGGUUUGCAGAGAUCCAGUCCUUUGUGCAGCUUAGCAAUCUUCUGAAUUUAUUUUACUCAGCCAGCGGUUAAGGGGUGGCAGAUUCCACCUUAGCCAGGAUUUUGGAAAAACAGCUCUUAAAAUCACUAGCAACCAUUGUCCUCUUCCAGUUGGGUUCACCUUUUCUCCUAGUCUUUUGGUGGGUUUUGGGCAUCCAUCUGAGAGACAUUUCAGGACAUUUCUCUCGUCUGAUGAGGAUGGAGAUCCUAAAUCCUUGCUUCUUAAAGGUGACUUUAAAAAAAAGAAAGAAAGUAAAAUGGAUUACCGGUAUAUCUGUUUUGGAGAAUCUAUUUGGGCCUGAUUGCACCAUUCAGUGUCUGUGUGAGGGAUAUUCCGUUGCAAAGGAACACCUGAAAACGGGUUGGGAGCUAAGCCCAGUUAAAAGUGGCCUUCAAAAAAAAAAAAAAGACCAGGCUAACCAUGAUCCCAAAGCAGCUUUAGUGCUUUUAUCCUCUUGAAAUGAAGCAGGACUUUCGAUUAUCCCUUCCAUAUUUUGGGCCCACCCACCCCCCAAAAAUGUGAUGAAUAGAUUCCUUGAUGCGCUGGGAUCCAGAAUGUAUACAGCCUUCCCAAGAAAGGCCCUGGGAUGGAUUAAAAUGUCUUUGGCCAAAGCCGACGAACCCCUUGGAAGUGGGUGCUUAAAAUUUCAAGAUUAACACCUCCACCAGCAUUACGAACAAGCCUUGUUUUUGUCUCCCCAACAUUGUAGGUGAUUAGGGUGCUCCAGCCCAAUUCUACGAACCUUGAGGUCCCUUAAGAUGGGAGUUUUUGCUCUUACUGGGUUGAAUUUCUGCUGCAACUGUCUAACUUUGGGACAAGCCCAACGGUGUGAACUCUUGCUAAUCUCAGCGAGGGUUGGUCCAUUUAUUUUCUCUGCAUGCAGGUUUUAGAAUUUUUAGACGCCUCGCAAGGAAAGAAGUGGUUCCCCCCAAAAAAACCCACCCCACCUUAUGAGAUCACUUGUCUCCUAGAGGUAGACUUGAAGCAAAAGGAUACCUUAGCAUGCACUACCUUAAAGGCAGCUGGGCAGAGGAGAAGGUAUGCAUUUCAGGCGCCUGGUUGCAUUUGACAUGCCACAGCAAUGGCAGUCUGCAAAACGUAGCUGCCCUGAAUGGCUCGGACUAAGGAGCUCUUCCUAUUUUUUACUUUAGAGGUGAGGCUUUUCUUCUUCAAGGCUUCUCCUCACUCUGAGCAGUUUUUCCUAUCUAACUGCAAACUGUUGGUCGAGGGUAUAGAAGUGCAUUUCAAAUAGAUAUGGCAGCCCCAAAGAUUGAUGUGUGAAUGGUGGCAUUGGAAGGGCAUCUCGGGCAGCUGAAGGGGACGCGUUUGUGGCAUCUGCCCCCGAAAUGGUCUUUGCAGGCCUCCUAUCUCCUUCACACAGACGAAGCUGACCUGGAUAGAACCAUGUUUUUUCAACCUUGGCAAUUUAAAGUUAUCUGGACUUCAACUCCCAGGAUUCUUAAGCUCUGCUGGAUGGGGAAUUCUGGGAUUUGGAGUCCGGACAGCUCCAAGUUGCCACGGUUGAGGAAUUUAAUUUUUCUUCCAUGAUUUUCCUGCAACUCGAUAGCAAUCCGUUGGCUCUGGGAAAAAAUCUCUGCAGUCCAUCCUGUCCCUUUCUCAAUAACGUCCUGAUUCCGAGGCGGUUUCUUAAAACAUGGAAAGCGAUGGCUGGAAGGCGGGGAAAGGCACCCCACCUCCCUUCGCACAAAACUGACUCUACCGCUACGAGCAAAGGGACUGUCCCUACGCAACCAAUCCCCGGGAGCGUUUGGGACAGCGUGUUUCUUGAACGGCUCUUGAAAAGGCUUGUUCGGAGGCAGGUUGUGGCAUUUUCACCCCAUUCUGUACUCCGGAGAUUUAAGAAAAAUGUGUACUCUUGAUGGAGGUUUAGCACAGGUACCGUGCACACACACCUGAAAUACGGCUUUGGGGAUGUGGUCCAUGGCCGAUUUUGUCUCUCCUUUUCUCCCCCUUCCACUUGUUUCAAAGCAGGAUUUUUGUCUUUUCUUAAUGCCGUUUUUGCUUUCCUUCCUUCCUGCUAAGAAACAAAAGGAGGAUUGCUUGUGCUGAUCCAGGAAUCCGAGCGGGCUGUGAUUCCUAUGACAGGGGCUGCCUUCAAGCGGCCCCUGUGUGGUGUUUAAGAGGGGGGGGGAAGCGGGGAAAAUGUUGCUUUUUGUAAUGACAAUAUACUUGAUUAGACUCCCACUGGACUUCUUUUUCCUCCAUUGCAAUGGUUCAUAUGCCGUACUUCGUUGUGAACACUUUGAGCACACCCACGCUUCUUUCCUUUGGUAACCCCCCUCCCCCCUCCCCAAUUUUUUAAAGCUUUGUUAUUCUCUAAAAAUAAUUUAAGACCUGUAUAGUAUUCGAAGCACGCCAUGUAAAUAUUUAUUAUGCAAAAACUCGCGGAGGGUUUUAUGGGGUUUCUUUUUUUAAUCUUGUUCUAAUACGGAUUUCCUUUGGACUUGGGGGAAAAGGAAGUUAGUGUAACCUGAAAUCCUGCUUUGUUCCCUUACAGAAUGUUGGUUGGUUUGAAUGCUAUAAAUAUAUUUUUAAAUUUCUCUGAUCCUUUUUAGUUUUGGAAACGCCUCUCCAAAGAAAAAAAAAUAUGUACAGUGUUUUAAAACCUAAUUGCUCUACGACGAUAGUUUUCUUCCUCAUUCACUUCAGUAAGCUUGUAACGGACAGUGGCGCAAGUGACCCGGGCUAUGCAAUUAUGUUGCAGUAAACUCAGUUUAAUGGACUCGUAGGAAGGUGUUUGUUAGACCUGAAUGUCCGUUGAAUAACGAAUAGGAUUGUAUGUAUGCCUACACGGCGGCCGAUGGAUUUUGUCCGAGGCAUUCGAAAUCCGAAUGCAUCAAUCUGAAGGUCCAAUAAAUUGAAGAUUCACUGCA